Odobenus rosmarus divergens (Pacific walrus) is the source of this 2506-nucleotide messenger RNA. RefSeq names its product sushi domain containing 1 (gene SUSD1). Bases 1 to 2151 code for a protein of 716 amino acids. Gene Ontology annotation, molecular function: calcium ion binding. The transcript has 17 exons. NCBI's taxonomy places the organism in Eukaryota, Metazoa, Chordata, Mammalia, Carnivora, Odobenidae. The record is from RefSeq and is a predicted model, not a curated record.
AUGGGAAUGUGCAAAUAUGUCUGUGCCACUUGCCAUGAACACGCUACCUGCAAGCAAAGAGAAGGGAUGAAGAUGUGUGUUUGCAAAUAUGGAUUUGUGGGCAAUGGGAGGACUUACUGUAUUGAUAAAAACGAGUGCCAGUUUGGAGCCACUGUGGUCUGUGGAAACCACACAUCUUGCCACAACACGCUCGGAGGCUUUUACUGUGUUUGCCUAGAAGGAUAUCGAGCCACAAACAACAACAAAACAUUCAUUCCCAAUGAUGGCAGCUUUUGCACAGAUGUAGAUGAGUGUGAGGUUUCCGGCCUGUGCAAGCAAGGAGGACGGUGUGUGAACACUUACGGAAGUUUCGAAUGCUACUGUAUGGAUGGAUACUUGCCAAAGAAUGGACCCGAGCCUUUCCACCCGACCAGAGACGCCACGUCAUGCACAGAAAUAGACUGUGGCACCCCUCCUGAGGUCCCAGAUGGCUUUAUCGUCGGAAAUUAUACUUCUGGGCUUGGCAGCCAGGUUCGUUAUGCUUGCAAAGAAGGAUUUUUCAGUGGCCCGGAAGAUACAGUUUCAAGCUGCACAGCCUUGGGCACAUGGGAGUCCCCAAAAUUAAAUUGCCAAGAGAUCAAGUGCGGCCAUCCUCCGCAGGUGCAGCAUGCACUGCUGGUGGGGAAUCACAGCUCCAGCCCGGGCAGUGUGGCUCACUAUGUCUGUCAGGAGGGCUUUGAGAGCCCUGGAGGAAAGAUCACUUCUGUUUGCACGGAGAAAGGCACUUGGAGAGAAAGUACUUUGACAUGCACAGAAAUAAUUACAGAAAUUAGUGAUGUAUCAGUGUUUAAUAACACCUGUGUGAGGUGGCAGAUAAACCCAGGAAGCAUCAUCUCCAAGAUUGUUUACGUGAUAUACAUGAAAGGACAACGGUUGUACCCUGUGGGAUCAGUUCAUGAGGAGACAGUCAACGUGACCACAGACAGCAGGACCCCAGAAGUGUGCCUAGAUCUGUACCAAGGCACCAACUACACCGUGAGCGUGUCCACCGCCCCUCCCUCGCACUCCAGGCCGGCCAUCAUUGGGUUCCAGACGGCUGAAGAUGAUCUCUUAGAAGAUGAUGGAAUUUUCAAUAUUUCAGUAUUCAGUGAAGCUUGUUUGAAACUGAACAGGCACCCCAGGAAACUUGGAUCAGAACAAAUGUACCAAUUUAAAGUUCUGGGUCAAAGGUGGUAUCUGAAUAAUUUUUAUCAUGCAACAUCAUUUAACUUUACAACAAGGGAACAAGCUCCAGUGGUAUGUUUAGACCUGUACCCAGCAACUGAUUACACAGUGAAUGUCACUCUCCUGGGAUCUUCUGAGCAGCACUCAGUGCAAAUAAUGAUGACAACCGCACCAGCAGUAAAACAGAUCAUCGGUAACAUUUCAAUAUUUAAUGAAACCUGCUUGAGAUGGAGAAGUACAAAGACAGCUGAUAUAGAGGAGAUGUAUUCAUUCCACAUUCGGGGCCAGAGAUGGUAUCAGAAGGAAUUUGCCCAGGAGAUGAUCUUUAAUAUCACUGCCAGGAGCCAGGCCCCUGAGAUGUGCUUGGACCUGCGUCCGGGUACCAACUACAGUGUCAGCGUCCACGCUUUGUCUUCUCAGCUUCCCGUGGUCCUCUCCCUGACAACGCAGAUUACAGAGCCUCCCCUUCCGGAAGUAGACUUUGUCACAGUGCAUGGAGGGUCUCUACCACGUCUGAGACUGAGGAAAGCCAAGGAGAAAAAUGGACCUAUCAGUUCAUAUCAGGUGUUAGUGUUUCCCCUGGCCCUCCAAAGCACAUUUUUUUGUGAUUCUGAAGGGACCACCUCAUUCUUUAGCAACACUUCUGACGCUGAGGGAUAUGUGGCUGCAGAACUACUGGCCAGAGAUGUUCCAGAUGAUGCCACGGAGAUAUCUAUUGGAGACAGGCUGUACUAUGGGAAAUACUAUAAUGCACCUUUGAAAAAAGGGAAUGAUUACUGCAUUAUAUUACGAAUCACAAGUGAAUGGAAUAAGGUGAGAAGAUGCUCCUGUGCAGUUUGGGCUCAAGUGAAAGAUUCGUCAUUCAUGCUGCAGCAGAUGGUGGGCGUCGGGCUGGGCUCCAUGGCCGUUGUGAUUGUUCUCGCAUUCCUCUCCUUCUCAGCCGUGUGAUUGCAGAUGGGCGCUACGUGUGGGGGACGCAGUGCUGCUGGGGCAGGUGUUAUGACAGCUUCUCAGGGGCCUGCCUACACAGAGGCCCCGUGUGGCUUCCAUCCAGGUGUGUCUGGGUCUGCAACUUUUUCCAUCCCCAGCUUGGCCCCAUUUCUGGAUUCAAGAUGGUGAAUACCUCUGUGGAAUGCCCCCCAAGAGGAGGAAACUCAGGAAUUGCUGACGUCUUCUUUGCCUGCUACACAACCAGUUCUGUGUCCGUGUACUUGAGACCCUUGAAAGAGAGUGUAAUACUGACCACAGGCUACAGAUCAUGUGGGUUGGACCUUUGUCUUCCUCUGAGUGAUUCCUGAGAGUC